This is a messenger RNA of Vitrella brassicaformis, 3092 nucleotides long. The record is from the annotation of a GenBank genome assembly. NCBI's taxonomy places the organism in Eukaryota, Vitrellaceae.
AGCUGUCCCCCUCUAUGACCUGCCUCACCCCUCUGCUCAUUUUGCCUUGAGUUUCAAAAAGAGACCGCAUGCUGGUGGGUCCCCGGCUGCCAUGCCGUUUGUCGGUUCAGGAAACACGUCGUAUGUAACACGGACAGUGUAGUAGUGCUGGCUGGCCUUCUGAAUGCACUCGACAGCCAGCAGCCGAAGGCCUCUCUGCUUAUCCGUAUCAUCAAACUCGUCAAACGGCACGAACACGCGCAUCUCGACGUGCUGUGGCCUCACGAGAAAAAUCAAAUCGAUGCACGACCGCACACACGCAAUGCUGACGUGAAUGCCGUCGUAGUCUAGAUCGGUGUCUUCAUCCUCCUCGUCUAUGAAUAGGAAAAAGCGGUCAAUUGACGGGAAUCGCCAUCGACCAGGUGUGUGUGCCGAGAGCGGACUCAGAUUGUCAUCCAAGUACCAACUCGGCACACGCACCCAGUCUAAGGCGUCGACAGAUACAUACGAUAGACACUUCGCUAAGUCGCCCAGCCGCCUGACUUCCAAAGUCACUUGCUUGAGAGAAGAGAGGGACCCGACCAGCGAGGAGAGAGGAUUGGAGCUAGCAGGUAAGCCAGUAGAGAGAGAAGCCAGGCUGCACUCGAGCGAAGUGACAGAUGGCAGGUGUCGAUUGCCGGCGCCCUCUGUGCGCUCAGUCAGCCACAGCGGGAUGCUCUCCAUCGUUCUCUCGGCAGAGUCGUAGCAUGAGAUCUCCAGUUUCCUCGCCGUGUCGAAGAUGAGCAUGCCGCCACAUGGCGAGGAGUGAACCGGCAUGCCGCCACAUGACAACCGAACCUGAAUGGAUCCAUGCAGAGACGUCAGCGCCACCGGUUCGCCACGUGUGUGUGCGUGUGAAUGUCUGUGUCUUCCUACCUCGUCUACCCUGCUCGCGAUCUUCUUGAUGGCAUCGCCACACGCCCUAAGGUGGCCGGCCGGGCAAUCGUCACGUCCUGGCUGCAGCGGACAGUGAAGCAUCGAGACUUGGAAGGCUUGGACCAGUCGAUGUUGCACUUGACGCUCCUCGCCCACUCGAGCAGGUCAGGCAGCGUCAGACGGUACCGACCGCCAAUCGGCAGACGCUGGCCGGACGUCGCACUGAUCUCGCCGUGUCUGUCACAGAUGCUCAGAUGCUUCAUCACACCUGACAGACACGGACGGAAGACAUCAUGACAUCUAAUUCGUCCCCCUGCCGACCUACCGAGGCGAUCAGGUCUCCUCCAGAAUGUAAUCUCGUCGUGCAGGGCGUCGAACUCCCACUGGCAGGUCUCGAGGUCCCCGAUGGACGUGAGGUUGGGGCACUGGGCGCACAGCGAGACGAAGCGGCGCCACUGGGCGCUGGCCUUGGCCUCGACCGCCGCGUCGAUGUGUCUCAAGGCAGGCGCGUGCUCGAUGAUGUAGUUGAGCUUGGAGAGCUCGCGGACGGCCCACACCGAGCCGGUGUCGAAACUCUUCAGUCGUGAGAAUUGCCAGCUAGAUUCAACGACCCUGACAGAGGAUAUCAGGACAUCAAUCAAUCAAUCCAGCCAGCCAGAUGCGGCAUCCACCCAUUGUCCCUUGCUCACGUGCACAGGGUGUCAAAGUUCGUUAUGCGCAGCUCCUCGACUUGCGGGAAGACGACAGGCGACGCUGAGGCGGCACGAGGCUCACGGCUAUGCCGUACAUGUACGUCGCCCAGCAUGAUGGCCUUGAGUGUCGGUCGCGACGCCUCCAGGCACUCGAAAAUGAAGGGGGUCGCAAUGACUAGGUGGACCGUCUGCAUCUUCGACUGCAGCCGGCCAGAAACAGACGGAGAUGAGUGAAAUGUGUCCUUGGGAUCGCGCCCCUCUGCCUGCCUGCCUGCCUGCCUGCUAUGCACACUCACCCACCAGUCGCUGCUGGAGGAUCUUCUUAUGGGUGGGGAUAUCGUGAGCGUCACGCGUCUCGUCGUACAGGUCCAGCUGCUCAGCGCGCUUGCUAAAGGUGUCAUCCUUCCUCGACGGGUGCACACUUCCUCGUCCUCGGAUGUGACGAUCAGGUUUCGAUAGACGCCCAUCGUCUCGUGCGUUAUCUUGCCGUACAGCUCUAGGUUGACGCGUGACAGCCGGGCUGUGUGGCUCGUCUCGAUCAGCGCGGCCGUCAGGUUGAUGACCACCUCAGGAAGACCCGGCAGACACGGACGGCCGUACGAUGACUGACACACACAAAACCAAUGAAUGGAUAAAUGGGUGAAUGAAUGAAUGAACGAUAAUCCCGCAUGGAAGCCGUCUGCUGCAGAGUGCUCACCUUGUCUGUGGCACGAUUUGGUCCUCCCUGCUGCCGAGGCUCAGUCACGGUGUCCGGUCCACCUGAACGACACACGCACAGACGACCAAGUCAUGUUGCGAUACGUGGAGUACCCACACACCUGCGGCGCCAGCAGCAGCAGCAGCUGCAGAUGGUGAUAGUGCAACGUCCUCUAGAGGCAGCUGCACGUGGCAGGCCAAAUCGUAGUCAUCCAUCCACCCACCCAUGGUGAACCGUCUGUCUCGAUUUGUUUGUGUGUCUGGCCGCACCGCUAUCGAUUUGCCGUGUGUUUGGUAGCCAUCUUGCUCUCCAUACAUGUCGAUCGACUCCUCGUCGCCCCGCCGUGCUAGAACUCCACCAGACUGACACACACACAACACGCACGGACACACACUGACGCGGCGGGCGUACCUCCCCCACCCCCUUAUCCGUUUCCUCCGCCAGGAUCCUCCCCUUACGUCGGCUAGUGUGUGCGCUUCUGCGAUAGUGCUAAUUUCGUCCAUGGCGUCGCUGAGCGUCGCCUGAGCGCCGGCGGGAGAGCUCGUCACCCUGCCGACCUGCCGACCACAAAAAACAACCAAUAUCCCACCUUGUGUUGCCUGUGUACAACAUCAGACCUCACCUGCACACACAGCGGACAUAAAUGCAGGCAUGCAGGGAAAUCCGCCUGUGCUUACCGCUCUUAGAGAUUAGCGCAAUAGUGCGCCGCUACGCCCAUGCCUGCUCAUGAAUGAAUGCGAUUCGAAUGAACCAUUGUGUUUGCUGUGUUACCUGUCCUUUCGGCUGGGCCAUCAUCUCUAUCCAUCCGG